CAAAUAGUGGUCCCUAACAACAGACAAAGCGGUGUGGAAUCAAUACGAAGCCAUUCAACAACAACAACAAAAAACAUUACCCCAAUGGUGGACUUCCAAUCAAGUUGUAGAAACAUCUCAAGGAUGAUCAAUGGAAACAGGAUGCACCUGAGCUCAAUUUCGAGUCUCAUAGGUUCUGAAUACUUAUGUAAAAUAAGCAGCGUCCAGACAGCCUCCCCAAGAAGUAGAGAGUAGAGACAUGUCAGGAGGAAGUGGCUCAGCGGAUAUGGACGACUCGCAGGACCUGCCUGACUUGCCGACCAAGAAGGCCAGACAUGAGCUGGACGUUGGACUGAACCAAGAGCCAAGGGGACUACGUGAUGACCAGAUCCCUCCUACUCUCUUCCGCUCAGGAGAUCAGGGCAAUUCAUACUCUACGUUGUCUAAUGCUCAGCUUGAUGGAGCGGUGGCCAGCAGAGCGCUCACCACAACAACAUCCUCUGAAUAUAACUCCCAUAUCUACCAAGGAAGCAGACCAGCAGUGACAUCCUACACCACCAGCCAGGGUGCCUUUCCUCCUCUGGCCCAGGCCACAGUCUACACUGCCUUCCCUCAGGCAGGACAGACCCAGGCCACAGUCUACACUGCCUUCCCUCAGGCAGGACAGGCCCAGGCUACAGUCUACACUGCCUUCCCUCAGGCAGGACAGACCCAGGCUACAGUCUACACUGCCUUCCCUCAGGCAGGACAGACCUACGGCCUCCCACCAUUUGGUGCUAUGUGGCCAGGUAUUAAGUCAGAGACUGGUCUGCCUGAUGCAGCACCCUCUGUUGGCCAGCCUGGGUUCCUCAGCUUCAGGUCAGCAUAUACCUCAACCCAGCCAGACCCAGGCCAUGUGCACUGCUCAUACCCCAGCCAAGGCUCCAGUUUCACUACGUCCAGUGUGUACACUAACAUCCCCUCUGCUUCCGCAGCUACAGAGGCUCACCAGGAGUUCAGCAGCUAUAACGUCAACUCUCUGGGCCAGACCCAGUUCCCUCAGUACUACGCCCCGCCCCUUAGCUACCUCCCCGCCGGGCUGCCCAAUAGCGAAGAGAAUGGAUCCAGUAUGGGUGUGGCCGGGUAUCCAGCUAUAAAGACAGAGGGCAGUGCCUUGGCUGGACUGCCCAGCACUACAGAUGCAUGCCCACGUGAGAACCUCCUGACCGGCGUAGCCCUGCCUACAGGUGUGGCCCUCCCCACGGGGGCCCUGGACCAGGAUGAGGCGGGGAGGAGGAACCCUGCUGGGAAGGCCAAGGGGAAGGCCAAGAAAUCAGACAGCAACCAGCCUACUGACGCUGACCUGGAGCGAAUCUUUCUGUGGGAUCUGGAUGAAACGAUCAUCAUUUUCCACUCUCUGCUCACUGGGUCCUUCUCUCAGAAGUUUGGCAAGGACUCCGACACUGUGCUGAACCUGGGCCUUCAGAUGGAGGAGCUGAUCUUUGACCUGGCAGACACGCAUCUCUUCUUCAAUGACCUGGAGGAGUGUGAUCAGGUUCAUGUUGAAGACGUAGCCUCUGAUGACAACGGACAGGAUCUGAGCGCCUACAACUUCCUAGCGGAUGGCUUCCACAACCCCAGUGGUGUAGGUGCCGCCACAGGAGUCCAGGGCGGGGUGGAGUGGAUGAGGAAACUGGCCUUCCGUUAUCGUCGCCUGAAGGAGAUCUACAAUGGAUACAAAGGGAACGUGGGAGGCCUGCUGAGUCCCAUGAAGAGGGAGCUGCUCCUCCGGCUCCAGUCUGAGAUGGAGAAUGUGACGGACGCCUGGCUCAGCACAGCACUCAAAUCCUUGCUGCUUAUCCAGUCCAGGUCAGCACAGGGUAAGUGUAUGAAUGUCCUGGUGACGACCACCCAGCUGGUGCCUGCUCUGGCCAAAGUGUUGCUCUAUGGUCUUGGGGAUGUCUUCCCCAUAGAGAACAUCUACAGCGCGACCAAGAUAGGGAAAGAGAGCUGCUUCGAGCGCAUCGUCUCUCGCUUUGGGAAGAAUGUGACCUAUGUGGUGAUUGGAGACGGCCGUGAUGAGGAAUUUGCGGCAAAACAGAUCUCCGACCCUGAACGAAUAGCGGGUGAACAGCAUGCUCGUCUCAAUCUUAAAUUCAAGCACAACAUGCCUUUCUGGCGUAUCACCACCCACGGGGACCUGGUAUCCCUCCAUCAAGCCCUGGAACUAGACUUCCUGUAGAACGGAAGGAGUGGAGGUUAAGACACAAAGGGAAACUUGGUCAGUGCCCCCCCCAACCCUUCUGUUCGCUUGUGGAGUGACAUUAUAAGCUGAGUGUCCUCAGCUCCACACCAGCCCUCGAACUCACACACCCUUUACACACCUGCUGGCUGUAGUGUGUCGCUCUUUUCCCCGUGUGAUGGCUGUGGACUGAUCUGAGGUGGACUUUGGGGUGGCUGGGAAGCAGACUGGACAGACAGACCUACUCUCUGACGUAGAGCUCCUCCCAAGCAACACUCUCCAUAUGGCAGCUAUCCUCUAAAGACUGGGCCUGAUCACUGGGGCAUAGCAGCAGCGACCGACCGACGCCGACAGGCAGGACAUGACUAGAAUGAAGAAGACCGUUCCCAUAUCUCUCUCUCUGAAGUGUCUGUAGUCUCUGGCUCCACAACCCACAGGCUGUUUUCCUCUGUUCUCUCUCUGGCUUGCAUCCCAAAUGGCACCCUAUUCCCUAUGUAGUGCACUACAUUUGAUAGGGCCUAGUGCUCUCAUCAAAAAUGGUGCACUACGUAGGGAAAAGGGUUCCAUUUGGGACGUCGCCUCUUGUUAGUGGAUCGACGAAAGCAAAAGAUCUGCAGCCCUGUCUGGCAUCCCGGACGGACCCUUCUGGUUGUUUAGACCUUACACUUUUACUAUUUUUCCAAAUUCUCUUUCUGUAGGGUAGCUAUUCAUGAAAGUAUAAUGUCACUUCGAAUGUUUUUAUCAUUUUGUAUUUUUAAAAGGUUGUUUUGCACUCCAAAUGACUGAGGUAUCAUUUGAUGAGGGUUGGUAAUAAUUUUAGUCUUUUCAAAGCAUAUGAUUAGAUGACUACUUAAGAAUGACCUUCAAUUGACCUUCUGGAUGUAACCUGUCCACUAGUUCACUAACAGUACCGACGUGUUCUCUCCGUAAACACCUCCCCUGUCCUGACCUCUCCACUGGGGGGCGGCAGGGUAGUCUAGUGGUUAGAGCGUUGGACUAGUAACCGGAAGGUUGUGAUCCAAA
Molecule: messenger RNA, 3223 nt
Organism: Oncorhynchus masou masou (cherry salmon)
Lineage: Eukaryota; Metazoa; Chordata; Actinopteri; Salmoniformes; Salmonidae
Product: eyes absent homolog 3-like
Exons: 20
Coding region: 239-2200 (653 amino acids)
Biological process (GO): positive regulation of DNA repair; cell differentiation; multicellular organism development
Cellular component (GO): nucleus
Molecular function (GO): protein tyrosine phosphatase activity
Source: RefSeq, a predicted model, not a curated record